UUCUCCUCACACCGCACUUCUUAUCUCUUUCUCUGUUUGGAGCACUAUUUAGUCUUGGGUCAAACUGAAGCCAAAUGGGUCUUCUGGGUAGUCUUUUUGUGGCUUCUUUUGUUCUUUUUUCGAGCAUUGUUGAUGCUAGAAUCCAAGGAGUUUACACCGGUGGUGAAUGGCAAAGCGCUCAUGCCACUUUCUAUGGAGGCAGUGACGCCUCCGGAACAAUGGGUGGUGCUUGUGGGUACGGAAAUUUAUACAGCCAAGGCUACGGCGUGAACACAGCAGCUCUAAGCACGGCUCUGUUCAACAAUGGAUUAAGUUGCGGAGCAUGCUUCGAGCUAAAGUGUGCAAAUGAUCCACAAUGGUGCCAUUCUGGUAGCCCUUCAAUCUUGGUCACCGCCACCAAUUUUUGCCCCCCGAACUUUGCUCAGUCCAGCGACGACGGCGGCUGGUGCAAUCCCCCUCGCCCCCACUUCGACCUCGCCAUGCCUAUGUUCCUCAAAAUCGCAGAGUACCGUGCAGGAAUUGUCCCCGUCUCUUAUCGAAGGGUUCCUUGCCGUAAGCAAGGAGGGAUCAGAUUUACGAUCAACGGCUUCCGUUACUUCAACUUGGUUUUGAUCACCAAUGUCGCGGGUGCCGGGGAUAUAGUGAAGGCUAGCGUGAAGGGAUCGAACACUGGGUGGAUGAGUUUGAGCAGGAACUGGGGACAAAAUUGGCAAUCGAACACAGUUUUGGUCGGUCAGUCACUUUCGUUCAGGGUGACAGGCAGUGACCGUCGCACUUCCACGUCAUGGAACAUUGUCCCAGCAAAUUGGCAGUUCAGUCAAACUUUCACAGGAAAGAAUUUCAGGGUCUAAACUGACAAGAUCUUCCCACCACUUCACAUGUUUUCUUUUUCUUGGAAAGUGAGAGGGAAAAUGAGGGAAAGUGUGCAUGUGUGAGCUUUUUAAGGGUAGGUGGGGGUCAUUUUGCAUUUGGUUAAAUUUAAAAGGUAAAAGGAUAAGUGAAUGAAAUAUAAUAUAAAAAAGCUGAAGCGGCUUCAAAAUCAUAGCGCCCGCAGCGUUGCUUACAUGAUAGACUUCGGUUGUAUAAUACAUAAUUUACAUGAUAUAAAGUUUUUUAAUUUAAUCUUAUA
Mangifera indica (mango) is the source of this 1129-nucleotide messenger RNA. RefSeq names its product expansin-A4. Gene Ontology annotation, biological process: plant-type cell wall organization. The record is from RefSeq and is a predicted model, not a curated record. The transcript is spliced from 3 exons. Gene Ontology annotation, cellular component: extracellular region. NCBI's taxonomy places the organism in Eukaryota, Viridiplantae, Streptophyta, Magnoliopsida, Sapindales, Anacardiaceae. Bases 75 to 851 code for a protein of 258 amino acids.